CACCGUAUCAUGAAAAUGGAUUUACGGACAGUGCUAUGUAGAACUCAGUUUAUGACUGAUUCAACCACCGGAAAUACUUGAAGUUUAACAUGGUGACCUGGCACAUAUCAAUGUCAACAUCAUGUGUGCAAAUGAACAACAACAGAAAUCAUGACUUCUGAACACAGGGCAGGCAUCCAGUCAUAUCAGUUCUUUACAAAGUUAAAACUUGGCCGACCGAUGCAGUGAAGAUGCUUGUGAUAAAGGACCUGUUUAAUUUUAAUUUUAAUUUUAAAACUGUCAAUUAUAUAAUGACUGCCAGUAUUUUAAAUGUAAUUGUACCUGUGAGGUUUUAGGGCUGACUUGUACAAUGGUUCGACAAGAGUGGAUUGUUGCACUACUGGCUGUAGUUCUGCAGUUGUUGUUGUCAUCGGCAACACUCCUGGAUAAGGUCGUCGCGACAUCUCAUGCUAAUUUCCCUUGCAAUGGAUCCCAGGGAUCUUCACCCACGCACACAGUGUCCAUGCAGUUCAGCACUUCCUCAGUAGACCAUGAAUACAUUGUGUCAUUCAAAGGCUAUUUCAAGAGUACUGCCAGGAAGCGGUUUAUUGCCUCAGCUCUUGCAGAGUCCAGUGUCACCUCGUGGAAUAUAAUCCCUCGCAAUAACCCAGCCAGUGAAUACCCUAGUGACUUUGAUGUUGUUAAACUGAUAGGUGAAGCUCGCAGUGGAGUGGAGGCCCUGCAGGAUCACCCAUUUGUGAAACAUGUGACAAGACACAAGAAAGUCACUCGCUCUCUCAAGUUCUCCAAAGUUGAUGAAGAUGAAGCUAAGUCACAAACGUUUCAUUCCCCCAGACCACUGAAGCGCAGUAGUUUAUCAAUGGGAGCUGCAUAUUACUUUUCAACCAACAGGCAUCGUUCAAGAAACCUGCUGAGAUCCAUACCUAAACAAAUUGUGACAGCUUUGCAAGCCGAGAUUUUAUGGAGUAUGGGCUUCACUGGAGCUGGUAUAAAAGUGGCAAUAUUUGACACUGGACUGGCAUCGGAUCACCCGCACUUCAAGAAAGGACGAAUCAAGGAUCGAACAAACUGGACAAAUGAGAAAACUUUAGAUGAUGGUUUGGGUCAUGGUACGUUUGUUGCUGGGGUGAUAGCCAGUGCCAAGGAAUGUCUUGGAUUUGCACCUGAUGCAGACAUCCACAUCUUCCGAGUUUUUACAAACAAUCAGGUAUCGUACACAUCUUGGUUCCUUGAUGCCUUCAAUCAUGCCAUCUUGAAGAAGAUCAAUAUUCUUAAUCUCAGCAUAGGAGGCCCCGACUUCAUGGAUCAUCCAUUUGUUGACAAGGUGUGGGAAUUGACAGCCAACAAAGUAAUCAUGAUUUCUGCUAUAGGCAACGAUGGACCUCUUUAUGGGACUCUGAAUAACCCAGCUGAUCAGAUGGAUGUUAUUGGUGUUGGAGGCAUUAAUUUUGAUAAUCAAAUUGCUCGCUUUUCAUCUCGUGGCAUGACUACUUGGGAGUUACCGGCUGGAUAUGGCCGCAUCAAGCCUGACAUUGUGUCUUACGGAUCUGCUGUGCGGGGAUCCGCUCUCAAAGGAGGGUGUCGAUCACUAUCUGGUACAAGUGUUGCUUCACCAGUUGUAGCAGGAGCAGUGACUCUAUUAGCCAGUGCUGUUGUUGAUAAGGUUGGAAUUCUGAACCCUGCCAGCAUGAAGCAAGCGUUGAUGGCAUCUGCCCGCCGACUGAUGGAUGUGAAUAUGUUUGAACAAGGGUUUGGCAAACUGGACCUACUAGGAGCAUACCGUACUUUGACUGCCUACAAACCACAGGCCAGUUUGAGUCCAAGCUAUAUUGACUUGACAGAGUGUCCUUACAUGUGGCCAUAUUGUACUCAGCCUAUCUACUAUGGAGGAAUACCAGUUAUUGUCAAUGUGACCAUACUGAACGGAAUGGGAGUGUCUGGGAUGAUCAAGCCAAAGCCUAAAUGGGAGCCGUAUAGUCCUCAGUUUGGCGGUCACAUUGAGGUAGCAUUCUCCUACUCGCCUAUUCUAUGGCCGUGGUCUGGAUUCCUGGCUGUCUCCAUAUCAGUCAGCAAAAAUGCCUCCCACUGGGAGGGAAUAGCUCAGGGACAGAUAACUCUGACUGUGGAGUCACCUCCAGAGGCCAAUGAACACAAACCAAGAAGAUCUGUUAUAAAGUUGCCAAUACGUGUCAAAAUUAUACCCACUCCUCCACGGAGUAAGAGAAUUUUGUGGGACCAAUUUCACAAUCUUCGAUAUCCUCCAGGCUAUUUUCCACGAGAUAAUCUACGUAUGAAGAAUGAUCCACUCGAUUGGAAUGGAGACCACAUACACACCAACUUCAAAGACAUGUAUCAACACCUACGAAAUAAUGGAUAUUUUGUGGAAGUCCUCGGAUCACCAUUUACCUGUUUUGAUGCUAGUCAGUACGGCACACUGCUUAUCGUGGACAGUGAGGAGGAGUAUUUCCCGGAAGAAGUGACCAAACUGAAGCGAGACAUCGACCAGGGCCUGUCGAUCAUCGUCUUCGCUGACUGGUAUAACGUGUCCGUCAUGAAGAAAGUCAAGUUCUACGAUGAAAACACCAGACAGUGGUGGAUGCCGGAUACAGGAGGAGCUAACAUUCCAGCUACCAAUGAUCUCUUAACACCACUAGGAAUGGCUUUCAGUGAUCAAGUGUAUGAAGGCGACUUUACUAUUGGAGACCAUGAAAUGUAUUAUGCAUCUGGGGCCAGUAUAGCCAAGUUCCCUGAGGAUGGUAUUCUUGUAACACAGUCAUUAAAGAAUCAAGGAUACGAGGUGCUGAAGGGUGACACAAAGAUGGUGGAUUUUGUUCCAAUACUCGGCUUGUACCAGACGAAGGCGAAACCUGGCGGUGGGCGAGUUGUCCUGUACGGGGAUUCGAACUGCCUCGAUACCAGUCACAUGCAAAAAGACUGUUUCUGGAUGCUCAGCGCUUUGCUAGAAUACACAGCAUACAGAGUUUUACCGCCAGUGUUUGCCAACCAGGACAAAGUGGUCUUACCACCAGCUGUCGAAUUGCCAGAUAGGAUGGAAGGAAACCACCUCCACCGCUAUUCGAAAGUAAUAGAGGGACAUCUCGGCACGGCCCGAUCGCGGCCUCUUUCACCGUGUCCACAUCUCGUCUGGGCCCAUCCACACACACUCAACAAAUCAGCACCAACAAAUUUAUACCAGCACCAGAAACUGAUGUCUGUGGGAGGCCUAGAUGCCCCACUGCCUCCACUGAACAAACUGGGGAACCCUAUGCAGCCUCACAUGGGCCGGAUCAACGACAAGCCCGGCUCGAUGCUUAACUUUCAGUUCAAGGGAAGCCAGCUGGUUCAAGACAGCUCAAACUUUUUCCCAGUCAUUGCAUUUAUCGGCACGGGACUCGUCCUGCUGUUUCUAGUUAAUCAGUAUUAUCGCGGUCGGGCUCGGCCAAAGAGGAAGCGCCCGAAACCACGACGGUUACAACAGUUGAUUUAUGGAGUAAAGCCUGGUGUUUAACUGUUUAAAAGUGGGAUUAACUUGGAAACUUGAUUCUCUUCCAGAGUAUAUGUGUGUGUGUGUGUGUGUGCAUUAUUUGUAAUAAAACUUUGGUAUUCAAGUCGAUCAUUCUCAGCAGCUACAAAUUGAGCAAAAACAUGUUGGAAUUCCAGCAUGCUGUUUGGGUGUUAUCUUCUAUAAUUAUACAAUUGUGAUGGAUAUGUUGGUGAAAUAUCUGUUCAGAAUGGUGCGAUGUUAAAGAGGGUUUUGAAGUGUAAUUAUUAUAAUUACGUUAAUCACGAUUGCAGUCAAUGGAUAUUUUCAAAUCUUUAUCCGUCCAUAGAUUCAUCAUUAAUAUAUAUACAUCAUUUUUUCUUUCUUCUUUUUUAAUAACAAUUCUUUCUUGAGUAUGUCAUUACAAAUAUUUUUAUAAAUUUUCUCAUAUAUUUGUUUAGUUUUGUAAUGUUUAAGGCUUUCAGGAGCCAAGUGUUAAAUGUGUAGUAUGCAUUCAAUCAUCUUGUUAAACUGGCUCGUUUCACUGAUAGUUUUCAGUGCGUUGACAACUCUGAUCUUUUCAGUGUAUUUUUACUGUAAUUAAUAAGUCCAGUGUUCAAACUGGACCAAAUUGUGUUUUUUAGCAAUUUGGAUAAUUUUGUUUAAAAAUCAAUGUCGAAUUCAAGUUUUUUUUUACUAGUCACGAUUAAAAAUUCACUAGCCCUAUUUUAUUUUAAGUUAAUACAAUUUUACUAAAUAAU
This is a messenger RNA of Gigantopelta aegis, 4242 nucleotides long. RefSeq names its product membrane-bound transcription factor site-1 protease-like. NCBI's taxonomy places the organism in Eukaryota, Metazoa, Mollusca, Gastropoda, Neomphalida, Peltospiridae. Gene Ontology annotation, biological process: proteolysis. The transcript is spliced from 29 exons. Bases 350 to 3508 code for a protein of 1052 amino acids. Gene Ontology annotation, cellular component: Golgi apparatus. The record is from RefSeq and is a predicted model, not a curated record. Gene Ontology annotation, molecular function: serine-type endopeptidase activity.